Dovyalis caffra is the source of this 1710-nucleotide messenger RNA. NCBI's taxonomy places the organism in Eukaryota, Viridiplantae, Streptophyta, Magnoliopsida, Malpighiales, Salicaceae. The record is from the annotation of a GenBank genome assembly.
AUGAAGCUUAAGGUUUCAAUUAGAGAAGAAGAAGAAGCAAAGCGAGGGAUUGAAAGAUUUGGGAAGCCUAGGGUUUCAUUAAAGAAGAAGAAGAAGCAAAGGGAAGGAUUGUAUUUAGAAAGAGACAGAAACAAAGUUCUGUGGAAUUCGAUGAUAUUUGGGAAUUUGAAGAACGAAAAGUUAGACGAAAGAGUUUGUUUAUUCGGUCAAAUGGUGAGGUAUGCUGUUGUUCCUACUGAGUUCACAUACCUAAGGAUAUUGAACGCUUGUGGUAAAUUGGGAGAUUGUAGUCGUGGACAAGUUAUUCAUGCCCGAGUUAUUGUUUUGCAUAGUUGUGGUGACACCAAAAAUGGAUUUAAUGUCUUUAAUAAAAUCGAGAGCCUAAAUUUAGUUUCUUGGAACUCGAUGAUUUCUGGGUAUGCGAGAAAUGGAGAGGGAGAGGAUGCUAUGAAUAUGCUCAUCCAGUUGGUAGGAAUGUCAACUUCUAAACCUGAUGAAUAUACUUUUGUUGCUGUUAUUUCUACUACUGGUGCAAUUCCAGAAUUUCUUAUGGGAAACCUCUUUACGCUGGGGAUGAGAAGAAGAAAAGAUCUGGAUGACAGCGUAAUGUUGUAUAGCAUUGAGAAGCCACGUCCUGAUGGAAAAUUUCUUACACCUAAAGAAAGGCAGGCCAUCUUUGGGGAUUUCGUAGAGAGGUGUUUUAAUCUUCGCACUGAUGCUCAUCCUAUGGAAAUAUUUCGGCUCAGAAUAUCUGGAAACUAUGAUUCUUCCCGUGUAAGUGCAUGGAUUUCUUCAGCAGUUAGGGCCAGUGUUGGGGAGAUGCUUAUAAUUUCGAAAGAAACAGAGCUUAGCCUUUCUAGUUGUGAGACAUUAGUGGUUUUGAAAGUUAGUUGUUAUCGAAUUGCUUUUCAUGUCCAUCCAACCAUUUUAUGCUUUCCACGUCUGAAGGUCCUUCAUCUUUGCUGCGUUUUCCCAAUGCAUGAUGAUGCUUGCAUAGAGAGAGCAUUGCUAGGUUCCCCAGUCCUUGAAGAACUGAAAAUUGAAAUGGAAGGACGCUCACGGAAACGUUUGAUGAUGCAAUUCCUACCUGCUGAUGAUCAUCUUGAAGAAGUUGACCUUCCGGUUCAUAGGAUACUUACUAUUGAAACUCCGAACAUUAAGCUUCUUAAAUUCGCUGAUUUUGCAUCUGAGGAGUUAAGAAUAUCGCAGUGGGUGCAGUCACUAGUAGAGGCAACUGUCAGUCAGGGUCGGGUAACUGUUUUAACCAAAGAACCUGGUGAUUAUGCAGACAUGGUGGUUGGGUUUUUUGAACGGAUCUCUGAUGUUGAGAAUCUAGUUUUGUCUGAUUUAGCUAUGAAAACUUUAAAAGAUGCAGAUAAACUGGGUUUGCCUACUUUCUGGGAUUUGACUCGUUUGGAGUUGAAGCUAGAUUACGACACGGAAACUUCUCAUCAAUGGCGAGAUCCAGGAAUUAAUCUGCUACCCCAUUGCUUGCCGUCAUGCCUUGAGGUGAUUGAGCUUAAAGAUUUUACAGGGCAGUCAGAAGAGAUGAAAAUGGUGGAAUAUUUCUUACGGAAUGCUGAGGUCUUGAUGAAAAUGGCAAUCAGAUAUGAGAAGGGGAUUGAUAAUUCAAAAGAAGUAGUUGUCGAGAGGUUAUCAAAUUGUCGUAAGGGCUCCAAACAUGCUUAUCAAAUUGAGUUUUUGCCUUGA